ACAAUUGUUAUGCAAGUGCUAUUGUGACAUGGAACCAUUGUUACUUUAUAAAUAGGAGUGCAUAGAUUUGUACCAUAGGAACAGAAAUUAGUCUGAGUUUCUUCUUCUUUUCACUGUGAAGAAAUCUGUUGAACUUUCAUUUUUCAUAGAUUAAGAUGGCAGUUCCAGUCAUUGACAUGGGUAAUCUGGAUGCAAAGGAUAGAGAAAGUAUCAAGGAUCAAAUAGCAAAGGCAUGUGAGGAAUAUGGUUUUUUUCAGCUUAUCAAUCAUGGUAUACCACAUAGACUGUUGGAGCAGGUUAAGCAUGUGUGCUCUGUGAACUAUAAGGAGGAGAGAGAGGAGAAGUUCAUGAAUGAGUCUGUGCCUCUAAAGAUGUUGGAAAAUGCCUUGGAGGAAGAAGCAGCUGAUAGUAACUCCAGGGAACUUAAGAAGAUGGAUAAUGUGGAUUGGGAAGAUUGUUUUGUAAUUCAAUACAACCAAGAAGAAUUUGCAUGGCCAUCACAACCUUCUGAUUUCAAAGAAACAAUGGAAGAGUUCAGAAAGGAGGUAAUUAAGUUGGCAGAGACAUUGCUAGAAAUAAUCAGUGAGAAUCUGGGACAAGAGAAAGACUAUAUUAAAAAGGUCUUUGGAGGUCCUAAAAGCCAGGCUUUCUUUGGUACUAAAAUCAGCCAUUUUCCAGCAUGUCCAAGGCCAGACCUCUUCAUGGGCCUACGUUCACACACAGAUGCAGGUGGCCUCAUUCUUCUCUUUCAAGAUGACCAGGUGGGGGGUCUUCAAAUCCUUAACAAUGACAAAUGGAUUGGUGUACAACCCAUGAGUAAUUCCAUAGUUAUAGAUGUGGGUGAUCAGUUGGAAGCUAUUAGCAAUGGGAAGUACAAGAGUGCAUGGCAUCGUGUGUUGGUUUCAGAGAAGGGGAAUAGGAGAUCUGUGGCUUCUUUUUACAAUCCAUCAUAUGAUGCAAUCAUAUCUCCUGUUGAACAAAAGCCAAAGAUCAUUGAGAGCAAUGACAAUGGCUGUGAUUCAUCUCUAUAUCCAAGGUUUGUCUAUGGUGACUAUAUGAAUGUCUAUGCCGAACAGAAAUAUCUUCCCAAAGAUCCACGCUUCCAAGCCAUGAAGACCUUAGUCUGAGAUAACAUACUCAAUCAUGGCUGAAAUCAAUUCAAGUCUCUUUUCUUGGUUUAGAAUCUAUAUUGUAGCUAAUUUUGAUAGAUACAAAAACAUCUAUUAUGCUAUACAUGUAGAAGCUUAUCUUAGUAUGCACUAGUAUAUAUCCUUGAAGCAUGAGGUGUAAUAACUAGUCCUCAUGUAGAAGCUUAUCUUAGUAUGCACUAGUAUAUAUCCUUGAAGCAUGAGGUGUAAUAACUAGUCCUCAUGUCUUCAAAUAGCACUAUUGCUUUUUUCCUCAGUUUAAGGAUGUAAUGGCAUGAUAAAAUUGUUAUGGAAUAUAUGAAAACAAAUAGCAUUAUUA
Cryptomeria japonica (Japanese cedar) is the source of this 1467-nucleotide messenger RNA. RefSeq names its product 1-aminocyclopropane-1-carboxylate oxidase. The record is from RefSeq and is a predicted model, not a curated record. Bases 156 to 1127 code for a protein of 323 amino acids. The transcript is spliced from 3 exons. Gene Ontology annotation, molecular function: dioxygenase activity. NCBI's taxonomy places the organism in Eukaryota, Viridiplantae, Streptophyta, Pinopsida, Cupressales, Cupressaceae.